ACUUCAGUGUGUAGUAAGGCGUCACAGUGCAUGUAAGAAAGCAUUGCCUUGCAGUCUGCCUGACCGACAUGAUCGUUGCCAUCAAUCCUUCCCAUUCAUCACCGAGCGAUCCCAUAUCAUUCGAGCCGUUUUCUGUCCCGACCCACCAAAAGAUCCGCGGCACCUGUUCGUUCCUGCGGACAGCUUCGCACAGUAGUAUCUCCAUGUCUCUGCGGGCGAUAGAAACCCCAGUGUGACUACGGUUCUGUCAGUCCACCCGACCAUGCCAUCGUCACAACCGCCGGGCAGCGAUCGAUCCUUGCUGGAUAGGCUGAAUGCUCUCAAACCCACAAGCAUCACAUUUGACAAAUCCGCAAACCCCGCAAGUGCGACUGGCCCAGGGACCCGACCGGAGUCGAAAGAAGAUGCCUUGACCGCUCGGCUACGGGUACUCCGGAGUCAGACCAGCGGCGAGAAGCCCGGCGAAGGCGCUCCUCAGACACAAGGCCGCGGUCAGCAGCCAGGCAGACCGGACGACGCCGUGCGCGAUGGAGCCGGCACAGCAGCAUCGCCUCUGGUAGAUCAGGCGGGCACUCAGCCAUCAUCGGUAUCUCCAAAGGGUCACCGAAGCCCUAAGCAAAACAAGUUCUCCUAUCAGAUCGCCGACUCGCAGGCGGACGAUGAGGAGGCCGUGGACGAGCUUCUCGAGGCUCUAGCAGACGAGGACUUUGAACUCGCCGCAGCCGAGGAUGAAGAGCCGGCACCUCGGCAAAGCCGAGACGACGAGGCAGAGAGGGUGUCUGAUCUCCUGCGCUCGCUGCAGCAUGACGCCGGGGCGUCGACUCCCCAGGGCUCCAACCCGCCGUCGGCCGACGACUCGGACCACUCAGACGGCGAGCAGAUGACGCGCGCCGUCGAGACGGUGCUCUCGCAGAUACGCGACGAGAUACGCUCCCUCCCGCCGCCUGGAGCAACGCUCGCCAAACAGGACGAUAACCAGCUCGCGGAAGACUGCCAGCAAAAGUCUGGUGAAGUGGAGAGCGCGGAAUCCGAGAGAGGCGCGGGUCUUCAAGCUCCCGCCGGCUGGGCCGCGGACCGGCCUGGGGACAGGGACGAGGACGGAGGCGGAGGCGGAGACGGCGACGAACCCUCGUUCACCCUCCCCGCGGUGCCCUCGCAGCUCCCCGACCCGGCCACGACGACGACGACGACAACAACAACAAGGAUGGCAACCGACGGCGGCGGGGACGACUUCGAGAAGGACAUCUCGGCGCGCCUGGCGUCCCUGCGCGGAUUCGGGUCUCUCGACGCGCUCGGGCUGCCGUCGGCGCCGACGUUCCGUCCUCAAGACCGCCACGGCCAGUCGUCAUCGGUGCCGGUCGGCAAGAACCUCCUGCGACCCAGCAGGUACACCGACGAGGACCAAAAGACGUGGUGCAUCGUGUGCCUAGAGGACGCGGCGAUUAGGUGUAUCGGGUGCGACAACGACGUCUACUGCGCCCGCUGCUGGAAGGAGAUGCACGUGGGACCCUCUGCCGGCUACGACGAACGGGGCCAUCAGUGGGUGAAGUUCGAGAGGAACGCUCCUCGGUAAUUGUUUCCCGAGACUUGGCUACAUGCAUCAUGCAUCUCCGGGUCGGUUAUGGGUGGUUCACCGCACUUGUUCUACGAUAUUGG
This is a messenger RNA of Thermothelomyces thermophilus ATCC 42464, 1656 nucleotides long. RefSeq lists its product as uncharacterized. The record is from RefSeq and is a predicted model, not a curated record. The coding region runs from base 263 to 1573 and encodes 436 amino acids. Lineage: Eukaryota; Fungi; Ascomycota; Sordariomycetes; Sordariales; Chaetomiaceae. The transcript is spliced from 2 exons.